UGGCUUGGAAACAGAAAAUCUAAAAACCCUUUCUCACAAGUUGAAUGCAUCUGCCAAAAAUCUACAGAACUUUAUAACAGGAAGGAGAAGGAGUGGUCAUUAUGAUGGAAGGACCAGCCGAAAAUUACCAAAUGACUUUCUCACUUCUGUUGUGGAUCUGAUUGGAGCAGCCAAGAGUCUGCUUGCCUGGUUGGACAGGUCACCAUUUGCUGCUGUGACAGACUAUUCAGUUACAAGGAACAAUGUCAUACAGCUCUGCUUGGAAUUAACAACAAUUGUGCAACAGGAUUGUACUGUAUAUGAAACAGAGAAUAAAAUUCUUCAUGUGUGUAAAACUCUUUCUGGAGUCUGUGACCACAUCAUCUCCCUAUCAUCUGAUCCUCUAGUUUCACAGUCUGCUCACCUGGAAGUGAUUCAGCUGGCAAACAUCAAACCAAGUGAAGGGCUGGGUAUGUAUAUUAAAUCAACAUAUGAUGGCCUCCAUGUAAUUACUGGAACCACAGAAAAUUCACCGGCAGAUCGGUGUAAGAAAAUCCAUGCUGGCGAUGAAGUGAUUCAAGUUAAUCAUCAGACUGUGGUGGGGUGGCAGUUGAAAAAUUUGGUGAAUGCACUACGAGAGGACCCGAGUGGUGUUAUCUUAACUUUGAAAAAGCGACCUCAGAGCAUGCUUACCUCAGCACCAGCUUUACUGAAAAAUAUGAGAUGGAAGCCCCUUGCUCUGCAGCCUCUUAUACCUAGAAGUCCCACAAGCAGUGUUGCCACGCCUUCCAGCACCAUCAGUACCCCCACCAAGAGAGACAGUUCUGCCCUCCAGGAUCUCUACAUUCCCCCUCCACCUGCAGAACCAUAUAUUCCCAGGGAUGAAAAAGGAAACCUUCCUUGUGAAGACCUCAGAGGACAUAUGGUGGGCAAGCCAGUGCAUAAAGGAUCUGAAUCACCAAAUUCAUUUCUGGAUCAGGAAUACCGAAAGAGGUUUAACAUUGUUGAAGAAGAUACUGUCUUGUAUUGCUAUGAAUAUGAAAAAGGAAGAUCAAGUAGUCAAGGAAGACGAGAAAGCACUCCAACUUAUGAAAACUCUCUACUUCGAUACAUGAGCAAUGAAAAAAUUGCUCAAGAAGAAUACAUGUUUCAGAGAAACAGCAAAAAAGAUACAGGGAAGAAGUCAAAAAAGAAGGGUGAUAAGAGCAGUAGCCCAACUCACUAUUCGUUGCUACCUAGUUUACAAAUGGAUGCAUUAAGACAAGACAUCAUGGGCACACCUGUGCCAGAGACCACACUGUACCAUACGUUUCAGCAGUCCUCUCUGCAGCACAAAUCAAAGAAGAAAAACAAAGGUCCUAUAGCAGGCAAGAGCAAAAGACGGAUUUCUUGCAAGGAUCUGGGUCGUGGUGACUGUGAGGGCUGGCUUUGGAAAAAGAAAGAUGCAAAGAGUUAUUUUUCACAGAAAUGGAAGAAAUAUUGGUUUGUCCUCAAGGAUGCAUCCCUAUACUGGUAUAUUAAUGAAGAGGAUGAAAAAGCAGAAGGAUUCAUCAGUCUGCCUGAAUUUAAAAUUGAUAGAGCCAGUGAAUGUCGCAAGAAAUAUGCAUUCAAAGCCUGUCAUCCUAAAAUCAAAAGCUUUUAUUUUGCUGCUGAACAUCUUGAUGAUAUGAACAGGUGGCUUAACAGAAUUAAUAUGCUGACUGCAGGAUAUGCAGAAAGAGAGAGGAUUAAGCAAGAACAAGAUUACUGGAGUGAGAGUGACAAGGAAGAAGCAGAUACUCCAUCAACACCAAAACAAGACAGUCCUCCUCCACCCUAUGACACAUACCCACGGCCUCCUUCUAUGAGUUGUGCCAGUCCUUAUGUGGAAGCAAAACACAGCCGGCUUUCCUCCACAGAGACCUCUCAGUCUCAGUCUUCUCAUGAGGAGUUUCGCCAGGAGGUAACCGGGAGCAGUGCAGUGUCCCCCAUUCGCAAGACAGCCAGUCAGCGCCGCUCCUGGCAGGAUUUAAUUGAGACACCACUAACAAGUUCAGGCUUACACUAUCUUCAGACUCUGCCCCUGGAGGAUUCCGUCUUCUCUGAUUCUGCAGCCAUCUCCCCUGAGCACAGGCGGCAAUCCACCCUUCCAACUCAGAAGUGCCACCUACAGGAUCACUAUGGGCCAUACCCCUUGGCCGAGAGUGAGAGGAUGCAAGUGCUAAAUGGCAAUGGGGGCAAGCCUCGAAGUUUUACUCUGCCUCGAGAUAGUGGGUUCAACCACUGCUGUCUGAAUGCUCCGGUUAGUGCCUGUGACCCACAGGAUGAUGUGCAACCCCCAGAGGUGGAGGAAGAGGAGGAAGAAGAGGAGGAAGAAGGGGAAGCAGCAGGGGAAAACAUAGGAGAAAAAAGCUAAUACACUGCGAGAGUUGGUAGAACCUCUCCAUGCCAAAUCGGAUCCACUUCUGUUGGCACUCAACCCAUUGGACUCACAGAUUGAUAAGCUAAUGUUUAGAGAAUUUAGAUCGGAGAGAGUCGGCACGGCGCAGACUCAACAUCAACCUCUUGCAAGCAACUAAAAUGGCCUCGUCCUUGCUGUUUAUAACAGAAAACAGACUUGUAAAAAGCUUAGAUCAUCAAGUGUUUUUGGAUUGGGGGCCUUUCUACAGGGAUAUUAAGAGGGGCAGGCCACUCUUAAGAAGAAUUCGAGCUAUCUACAGUGGGACUAGCAUAAGAUCAAAGCCAAUCAAGAUGGAGCACAGUAAGAGAAAACUGCCCUUUCUGUGGGAGAACAGAAGGGGAAAGGGUCUUGACUGGGGAAGGGCUCUGUGUGGUGACACCUCAGUUGUAUUCUCCUGACACCAGGAAAUGAGAGGGAUCAGCUUCAAUAACUAGAAAAUCCUGGCUGUUUAAUGGACUCUUCGGUGGCUUCUUUAAGGCAAAGCAGAGGAAACAAAUUCUGUAUUAAGUGUAUUUUGCAUUUUUAAAACUUGACAUGCUGUAUUGUACUAAAUUAAGUGUAAUCUAUUAAGGCAAGGUAUACACAACUUGCCCUGAAACUUAAUAUGUUUAUUCUAUUAUAAAAUGUAUUCAGGUGCAACACAGAGACUGCUUUUAGUGACACUAAUGAAGGAAAUUCCUUAUACCAGGCUUUAUUAGACUCCUCAGCUAAAAUCCUAACUUUCUCCUUACUUCUUGGCACUUGUAUACAAGUGGUGUUGCCUCUUAGGACAGGCAUGAGCUAUUCUAUUCUGUAAAAUAUUCCAAAUCUGUAGGCUGUGGUUUUCAUUUUUGAAAAGUAUUUUGUCUGGAUGUCUUUCAAACUAGCUUCAGAUAUUAUUUCAUAUAAUGUAACUGGGACCCCUAUGGCUCAAUAGUGCUUAUUUUUCUUGUGGUGAAUGUGAAAUUUACUUUAGUUGGAUAGAUACACUGUAAUGAUUUCAAUGCUAAUUAAUGGAUAAUUCAUACUGUGCAAUGAACAGAAAUUUAACAUUGUAUUUUGAAAUGUUUUUUUUCUUCCUGUUGCUACAGUGUGUGGUAUUGCAUAAUGUGAAUACCUGUAAAAAUAUAAAUUACUUAAAAAUAAAAAUAUGACCAGUUGGUAUCAGAUAUCUUUUUAGAUAGCUAAAUAAUUUGCUAAGUAUGCUUGAUAGUAAAUAUCUUUCUAAAAAGAAGUAAUCUAUGCUUCUUUCUCACAAAUGGAAUUUGUGUUGUGAAUAAAAUCACAUUGAUCUGCC
This is a messenger RNA of Urocitellus parryii (Arctic ground squirrel), 3695 nucleotides long. NCBI's taxonomy places the organism in Eukaryota, Metazoa, Chordata, Mammalia, Rodentia, Sciuridae. The record is from RefSeq and is a predicted model, not a curated record.